AUGCCGGGGGAGGCAGAGUCGAAUCGUCUACUGGGACUGUUUAAUGACUACAUGAGCGGCAACCAACAUUUCAUCGACCAGAGGACCUUUGCAGACAACCUGACAUUAUUAUUCCAGAACCAGGCUACCCGAGCGAAGCAGAUGAAGACGCCAUGGUUCACGCUUUACUUGCUGGUGAUGGCGAUGGGCAAGUUGAUGGAGGCCGACAGGAGGAUCUACGAUGGCCCGCCAGGAGCGUUUUAUUUCGCGGAAGCUAUGAAGAGGUUUCCGCCUCUCCACAGUAUCAGCGAGUACGGCAUUGUGGGAGUCGAGAUAUUAUGUCUUGCGACAACGUAUCUGCAAUGCCUGUGGAUGAAGACUAACAAGCUGCAGGUCGGCACUGCUGUACGACUUGCUCUGACAUUGGGCUGCAACCUGCCUUUUGCCGAGCAGCAAUGUCUGCCUUCAGAAAGAGCCCACCGUACAAGGAUAUGGUGGACUGCAUAUAUGCUUGACCAACGCAUAUCAGCAGGUCUGGGAUUGCCAGCAUCUGUUGAUGACCGCCAAAUUACGUUCGACCUGCCGGGACCAUCGCCCGGAUUUGAGUCACCAGAGGCACUGAACAUCAACGUUCGGAUUGCUCGCGCCACUUCAGAGAUCAUGACUUCACUGUACAGCAAUGGCGGCCUAUCGCAGGGUGAUCUCAUUAAGAAGAUGCGCAACGUUCUUCAGUCAUUAUACGACACAGGGCGCUCUAUUCCACUAAAUAUCGCAAUCGACUUCAAGAGCAAGGAGCUUGAGGUCACAAGAUCCGGCUCUUCGCUGUAUUUGAGGCUGUUCUCGGCAAUCAUCCUCUGCAUUCGACCGAUACUACUUCAGAAAGUCAAGGAUAAGGUGCAAGAUACCCAGAAGCAAAUCGUCACACCCGCAAUCUCGCAGCUGUGUUUGCUUUGCAACGAGGCAGCAUUGAGGACCAUCCGCAUUCUGUAUGCUAUGAAGAAGCAAGACGAGAUUGCUCCUUUCGCAUUCUUCGAUUUAGACGCAGCCUUCUCAGCAGCGUUCGUACUCAUCAUGCGAGGGUUCGCCCAUAAGAACGACAGCCAAAAACCACCCCCUCAGGAAUUACAUCAAGCUGUGGAAGUCCUCGAGUAUCUCUCUGCAGCGGGUAAUAAUGCGGCUUCGCAUCGUCUGAAAGAGAUCAAGCAGCUAGAAGCACAUGUGUGGGGAUCGAGGUACUUCCCACCCGAAAAGGAUGGUGACGUGCAGAUGAAAGAUUCUGGAACACCCCACGGGGAACCCCACGCGGGAGGAUCCGGGGCUCAGGGCACUCCGGGGCAAUCUGGCGAGGGGUCGGGCUCGCAAGUCGUCUUAUCGCCGCCCGACCCGAGCCCUUCGACGCAACCGUCGUGGGAUGGCGAGAUGUUUGGCACCGAGUCGGCCGAGUCGUAUGACCCCGACCAGCUUUUCGGUCUGGAUUUGAACGGAAGUCUGGGGCAGGAGUUCAGCUUGGAAGCCGAGGGUAUCUACGCCAGUUUCAACGACCCGACGCUUCCGCUUACCGGAGUCGAUCAGCUGGACUGGGCCGAGCUGGAGAAGAUGAUGGCACCUGGUGGAUACGGAUCAUGA
This is a messenger RNA of Colletotrichum chrysophilum, 1605 nucleotides long. RefSeq lists its product as uncharacterized. Gene Ontology annotation, biological process: DNA-templated transcription. The transcript has 6 exons. NCBI's taxonomy places the organism in Eukaryota, Fungi, Ascomycota, Sordariomycetes, Glomerellales, Glomerellaceae. Bases 1 to 1605 code for a protein of 534 amino acids. The record is from RefSeq and is a predicted model, not a curated record. Gene Ontology annotation, molecular function: DNA binding; zinc ion binding.